AUGUCUGGAAGGGCGACGCGGUCCCGUACUAAAGCUUCUAGUGUCGGAGGCGCGCCGUCGGUGAUCUCCGCUAAUACGGAGCCUGAUAUGCAACCCCCACCAGCGAAGCGACUGAAAGCGCAAAGGGCUAAGAAACCUGCUCAAACGACCCGUAAGAAAGGGCGUCUUAGUGUCUUGCCCACUCUCCCUCUCGAUGUGCUCUACGAGAUCUUUGGGCAUCUUGGUCCGACGGACUUGCUCCACCUCGCCCGUACGACGAAGUCUUUCCGAACUGUACUAAUGUCACGGCAAUCGGCUUUCCUGUGGAAGGAGGUUCAUGAAGCUGUUGACGAAAUCGACAAGUUCCCGUGCCCUGAAGAGAUGUCGCUGCUCAAAUGGAUUAACCUUGUGUACGGUGGUCCAUAUUGUGACGAGCGCGGCUGCUCCGGUCGUGCAAACAAAGUACUAUGGGGCUUCUAUCGUCGCUUGUGCAAGUCCUGUCAAGGAAAACUAUUGAUCUCUGGAGAGGACGUAUGGGGCAGCUUAGGGGCGGAGGUCAUGAUGUUAUUGGAUAACCUAUCUGACUCAGUACCCCGUGACAUGGUCACUCGUGGUGGCCGCCACCGGAUCAUGUACUUGCGCUCGGAUAUAAAAGCCCUUGGUGAAGAGGUUCGCGCGCUCGCCAGAGACUUUGAUUACCCGAUCCACACGACGGAGUAUCCUGCUCCGGACGGAACACCUCAAUGGCAGGCAGCGCUAGCUGCUCUCAAAGCUCGUCGCAAGAAGAUGUGCGAUGCCCGUCAUACACAUGCAGAACAAUGUGCAGAGAGAGAAGAGAUCAAGGCUGUCCUCCGUGGCGACGAACUUGACGAACUCAAAGAUGCCCGGUUCCUGGAAGUCAAGCAACGACUGAUAGCUAUGGGCUUCGAUGCUGUUGAUGCUGGCUCCUACGUAAUCCGUACUCACAAAGAAGUCAGACAAGCGAAGCCGCUGACCGACCGAGUAUGGACACGGAUUAGUCCCAUUCUGCGUGCAGAAGCGGAACGCAUACGCGAUGAGAGGCUCCAAAGAGAGCGACGCCUACGCCAGGCCGUUCGAUUCGGGUUCGCGCGCCGUCGCUACGAACGCAUCACUCUGGACAGCAUCGCGCCGUCUACCAUCAACUUCGCGCCCAAGGCCGAAGUUUCCUUCAAACUUCCUCGCAUAGCUACGUACCUCAGAGAAGAUGUCGAUCGGCUUUCUUCUGAGGAACAAGAAGCAUGUGCGGCGGCUUUCACCGAGGCAGACGUGCUUGCUUUCAUCAACGACUGGAUCUCGCGGCGACAAACGGGCCUGCGCGAGAUAUUGCCGGAGGACUGGCCCCGCUCUACCGCUACACACGAAGAGAUUGGGAAACACUGGCCGACUCCAACUGUGGUCCCCACGAUCGACCACUAUUCUGAAGUAGCAGAUCUGGACCUUGCGGUCUAUGCAUUCAAGUGCACGGUGCCCACCUGCCCGCACGGAGAACGUGUCUUCUACGGUUUGGACAUCCUCGCUCACGACUGCGUCAACUAUGCCGCAGACCGUCAUCCGGGUUACUACAUGGACGAUUACGAGGCGCUCAGUCAACCCAUCGACUUCGCCGUCCACGCACUGCCACUUCAGGAACAUCACACAGCCGCGUCGCGUGUUGUACAGCUCCUUGAACUUGUUCCGACAAAGGCUCGCCCGCUGGACUUAGAUAAGGCGGACGAGUUCCUCACCGCAGAACCGCGCGAACUCGAUACCACCGGGCAGCCGUUCUUGACAUGGAGGCAAGCGGUCGUCGCAAGCGUGUCCUGGUGUAAACUUGACACUGUCAGAGUGGUGGACGAGCGCGAGAAGUCGUAUAUCGACGAACAUCACACCACUUUCCGUGAUGGAGAUUCACUACACCCCGUUGAAGAUGAUCAUGACUGGACCUGCGCGCGAUGCGCUCAUGUGGCGGACCCGGCAGGUAUGGCCGAUAGUGAGGUGGUCCGCUGGGCCACGCUUCACGAUGUACGCGCGCAUAUCUCGCUGGUACACGGCAUCGCGAACGCGGAGGAAGGCCAACAUUACUUCUACGACCGGUACAGGGACCGUAUGGCGGGGGAAUGCGGGGAAGGGGAUGCGUUCUUGAGCCUCCCGCACGGCGUUGACCUUGAUACGGCCCUCAGCGCGCUCGAUGCUUAUGGCGGCGGCGUCUCGCCUUUCGACUUACUGCAAUCGAUGUGGCCGGGCGCUCUUGGACCUCCUGCUUUCCUGUUGGCGAGCAUGAUGGCUGACUUGCUCUCAGAUGACUCUGACGACUUCAUGGACUUCUAA
This is a messenger RNA of Peniophora sp. CBMAI 1063, 2307 nucleotides long. NCBI's taxonomy places the organism in Eukaryota, Fungi, Basidiomycota, Agaricomycetes, Russulales, Peniophoraceae. The record is from the annotation of a GenBank genome assembly.